Molecule: messenger RNA, 1697 nt
Organism: Verruconis gallopava
Lineage: Eukaryota; Fungi; Ascomycota; Dothideomycetes; Venturiales; Sympoventuriaceae
Exons: 2
Coding region: 52-1275 (407 amino acids)
Biological process (GO): protein stabilization
Molecular function (GO): protein-folding chaperone binding
Source: RefSeq, a predicted model, not a curated record
CCUCGUACAAAAUAGCAAAUUGUGCUGCUAGUCCAGAGUCUUGCCAUAACUAUGGAUGCGGCCAGCCGUGGAGCCACAGCUCUCGAAGCGGGCAACUGCGCCGAAGCAAUCAAAGAAUACACGGCAGCACUCAAGCAGAACCCCAAAGCUGUUGACUAUUACCUCAAGCGCUCAACUGCCUACCAGCGGUCGACGCCACCGGACUAUGCCGCUGCGUUAAAAGAUGCCGAGAUAGGAUUGCACUAUGCGUACGAAAGAGCAAAGCGUGAGCUCAUAGGUCAGGCACACAUGCGGCGGGUGACCGUCCUCUUCAACCUGGGACAGUACGCCAACGCGCAGUUCGUGCUUGAGUUUGUCAAGAAGUUUGAUCCGGGCAACAAGACGAUAGCCAUUUGGGAAACCAAAAUCGCGUCGAAGCUCAAGGCGCUGCCGGAAGACGACGAGAACCGCAAAGUCAGCACGGUGGAGAAGCCUACGGUUGACUUGACUGAGGGCAAGGAGGAGUCGAAACCGGCCCAGUCUUCCGCCGUCACGAGCACUCCGGAUGCUCCCAAGAAGCCCGUGCAGACACCGCCUAGUCAGAUCAAACACGAUUGGUAUCAGAACAAGGACAACGUAUACUUCUCGCUGCUAGCGCGAGGCGUGCCACAGGACAAGGCGGUCAUCGACAUCGAGGAGCAUUCAAUAUCCAUCACCUUCCCCACCGCGACAGGCUCAGACUACAACUUCACUCUCGACCCUCUGUUCGCCGCCAUUGAUGUCGCAGCCUCCACCUCGCGCAUUACACCCAGCAAGGUGGAGCUCACGCUCAAGAAGAAAGAGCCCGGCCGGCAGUGGAAAACCCUCGAAGGAACAGAAGCCCCCAAGCCUAGCACGUCGCCAGAUACAGGCACUGCCGAAGAUCCCGUUCGCAAGGACGUCCUCGCCUCCGCGGAGAAGGCGCCAUCGUACCCGACGUCGUCGAAGUCAGGCCCGAAGAACUGGGAUAAGGUCGUCAAAGACAUGACCAAGAAGCCUAAGAAGGCCGACGGAGACGACGGCGAGGACGGGGGCAUGGACUUGGACGACGACUUGGACGACUACGGCGGCGACGAAGCCAAUCUUUUUUUCAAAAAGCUGUACGCAGGCGCCGAUCCGGACACCCAGCGCGCGAUGAUGAAGAGCUACAUCGAGAGUAACGGCACGGUGCUGAGCACGAACUGGGCGGAGGUAGGAAAGCGCAAGGUUGAGACGAGUCCACCGGAUGGCAUGGUGGCCAAGAAGUGGGGAGAGUAGAGCUUCGCACAGCCGACUCGAGGGGGCCGUCUGUCGUGGGACUCGGGAAUGUGGGGACACAACGUAUGACCUCCUAUAUUCUCUGUCUCUCCCUCUCUCUCUCUCUCUUUCGCACACGCACACACACACACAGUGAGGAUCUGCCCAGAAAACGGGGUUUAUGACGAAAUGGCAUUCACGCUUUAACGACAUCACAUUCAUGAGGAGGCGUUUGUGGUAUGAUUUCGCGCGUUGGCUGGACAUGGGAAAAGUGCUCGUGUAUACUAUAUCCGAAUCAACCCUCUCAUGCAGAUGGCGGCCUUUUGUGGCUUGAAGGGGCCUGCGCUGCGUGCCGCGAAUGAGAAGAGGAGCUUAUACGGACCGAUUAUGUUUCCGAUGAGCAUGAGUAAAGCUGCGUGUAGCCAUGCGAACGUAUUUUCCUC